CCAUUUAUUGCACGCUCGCCACUGCUAUCGGUCACACUUCCUUCAAUCUACUCAGCCUCUACUUUAUCAUUUCCUUUUUCCGUGACGCCUUCCUUGAGCCUGCCUACGAUUUCAAGUUUACUUUUCCGCGGCGAUCAUGCCUGGACAAACCUUGCCCACCUUCACCCCGGCUGAAGUUGAGUCGCACAAUAGCGCCAAAUCCUGCUAUGUGACCAUAGGCUCGAAAGUCUACGAUAUCACAUCGUUUGUGGAUGAUCACCCAGGUGGGGGAGAUUUGGUUCUUGAAUAUGCUGGGAAAGAUGUGACGGAGAUUCUACGGGAUCCGGUAUCUCAUACCCAUUCUGAAUCCGCAUAUGAGAUCUUGGAGGACAAUCUGGUUGGGUUUAUCGGUUCCGAAUCGAGCUCAAAGUGCGCGAAUGGAUCUGCGAAUGGAAAGCCGGUGUACGCCAGCACUGGGAUGUCUACAGCGGAAGACCUAUCCGUGGAAACCGACGCUGUCCAGGAUUAUCAAAAGCACAAGUUCCUGGAUCUCAAUAAGCCUCUGCUUAUGCAGCUGUGGAACAGCGGGUUCAGCAAAGAGUUCUACCUAGAACAAGUUCACCGGCCACGUCACUACAAAGGGGGAGACUCUGCUCCUCUCUUUGGAAACUUCCUUGAGCCUCUUAGCAAAACCGCUUGGUAUGUUGUACCGAUUGUGUGGCUUCCUCCUGUCCUCUACGGGACUUAUCUUGGGGCUUCUGGCCUGGGACGUGCUCCUGCCGCGGCUGCUUAUUGGCUGUUCGGGUUCUUCUUAUGGAGUUUGAUUGAAUACCUCAUGCAUAGGUUUUUAUUCCACCUUGACAAAUACCUUCCUGAUAACCGAGUCGGAAUAACUCUACAUUUCCUCCUGCAUGGCAUUCACCAUUAUCUACCGAUGGACAAGUAUCGGCUUGUGAUGCCGCCUAGCCUUUUUGUCAUCCUCGCUACGCCGUUCUGGAAACUUGCGCACACGGUAUUCUAUUACAACUGGAAUGCCGCCGUGCUCGCGUACUGUGGCGGCGUUUUUGGGUACAUUUGUUAUGACUUGACGCACUAUUUCCUCCACCAUCGCAAUCUCCCUUCGUACUACAAGGGGCUCAAAAAAUAUCAUCUUGAGCAUCACUUUGCCGAUUAUGAUAACGGCUUUGGCGUGACCAGCCGUUUCUGGGACUGGGUAUUCGGUACUGAGCUCGAACUCCCUCCUCCCAAGGUUCUGAAGACUCAAUAGAUGCGGAUGUUCUCUAUGAGCGGCUCUAAGUCUUUAUGACCUGUCAUGCCCGGACUGCUCUCUUUCUUUAUGGAAAUAAUGCUGCAACUGGUUGUGUCCUUUUCUAUAUCGACGCUUCAAGUGGAGUAUCUACACUCCUCCUUGGUAUCAUUCCCUAUAUGUAAAGCUACUUA
Molecule: messenger RNA, 1419 nt
Organism: Aspergillus nidulans FGSC A4
Lineage: Eukaryota; Fungi; Ascomycota; Eurotiomycetes; Eurotiales; Aspergillaceae
Product: fatty acid alpha-hydroxylase
Exons: 3
Coding region: 137-1246 (369 amino acids)
Biological process (GO): lipid metabolic process
Cellular component (GO): endoplasmic reticulum membrane; membrane
Molecular function (GO): heme binding; fatty acid 2-hydroxylase activity
Source: RefSeq, a predicted model, not a curated record